This is a messenger RNA of Carassius gibelio (silver crucian carp), 7743 nucleotides long. It is a transcript of the gene igdcc3, whose product is annotated as immunoglobulin superfamily, DCC subclass, member 3. Gene Ontology annotation, cellular component: plasma membrane; axon. Gene Ontology annotation, biological process: axon guidance; cell-cell adhesion. Bases 232 to 2562 code for a protein of 776 amino acids. The transcript is spliced from 14 exons. NCBI's taxonomy places the organism in Eukaryota, Metazoa, Chordata, Actinopteri, Cypriniformes, Cyprinidae. The record is from RefSeq and is a predicted model, not a curated record. Gene Ontology annotation, molecular function: protein binding.
UGUGAGCUCGGAAAGGUGGAUGAGCGCGUGUGCUGGUCGCGAGGAGGAGAGAGCACGAGAUGCUGCUGCUAUUGCUGACACAUUCCUUAAAAGAUGUGUAAAAUGGCGCAAGUAUGUUAGAGCCACCGGCUGUAGUUUGGAUCGAGAGGAACUGAUUUACUGCUUUCCCAUCCUUGUCUUCGCACUUGCUUCGCCUUCUUUUGCAUCCCGUCUAAUUUUCAAUGUGAUUAAAUGGCUUCCGGACGGCGCCGACAGGCUCCACGCUCACUCGGAAUACUCCUGCUCGCCAUUGUCGGUGUGACAUGUGGGGGUGAGCUGUCAUUCACUCUGGAGCCCAGUGACAUCAUUGCUGUUCAGGAACACCCUCUGAUGCUGCACUGUCAGGUGGAGGGGAUCCCACCCAUCACCACACAGUGGAGGCGCAACGGAGCUCUGAUAGUGGAGGACCAAAACUAUGUCAUGUUUGCUAAUGGCUCGCUUCUGAUUGGUCACUUCCAGAAGACCAAGUCUGAUGGCUCGUCUGAUGAGGGCGAUUAUGAAUGCAUAGCCCAAAACUUCUUUGGGCUGGUCUUGAGCCGCAAAGCCAGAGUGCAGGCUGCUACAAUGGCAGAUUUUCAUGUGCAGCCACGUUCAGUGCGUGCAGAGCUGGGAGGUGUUGGGCGAUUUCAGUGCCAAAUCCAUGGUCUGCCUGAGCCAGUCAUCAGCUGGGAAAGAGACGGGCGUCCCGUGGAUACCUCUGAUGACAGGUUUACUCUGUUGCCCACGGGUGUGCUGCAGAUAACGGGUGUUCGCCCUGAGGACAGUGGUAUGUACUGCUGUGUCGCACACAACAGUGCGGGAGUCAAACACAGCGCAGGAGCACAGCUAACAGUCUCAGGCUCCCAGUCAUCUGUUUACAAAGAACCCAUGAUCCUAGUGGGCCCUGAAAACCUCACGCUCACAGUUCACCAGACCGCCAUCUUGGAGUGUGUUGCCACGGGUUAUCCUCGCCCAAUUGUUUCGUGGAGUAGGCUGGAUGGCCGGCCAAUAGGAGUUGAGGGUAUCCAGGUUCUAGGAACAGGAAACCUGAUGAUCUCUGAUGUCAGAGUUCAGCAUUCUGGGGUCUACGUCUGUGCGGCCAACAAGCCAGGAACCCGUGUACGCAGAACUGCUCAGGGACGCCUGGUUGUGCAAGCCCCUGCUGAGUUUGUGCAGCCCCCUCAGUCUAUUGCUCGCCCGGUGGGCACCACUGCCAUCUUCACUUGUCUGGCCCAGGGUGAGCCAGUCCCACAGAUCACCUGGCUGAAAAAUGGACAAAUCUUAGAGCCCGAUGGCCAUGUCAAACUCAGGAACAGCAACAGUACUCUGGCCAUCUAUGGAGUGACCCAGGAUGAUGAGGCCAUAUAUCAGUGUAUUGCAGAGAACAGUGCCGGCUCCACACAGGCCAGUGCCCGUCUGACUGUGCUGUGGGCUGACGGGUUGCCGGGUAUGCCCACGGGUGUACGUGCAGAAGUCCUUUCUCCAACUUCCAUUCAGGUGUCCUGGAAAGAGCCCACCCAAAACACUCAGGACAUAAUUGGAUACGUAUUGCAUAUCCGCAAGACUGCUGACCCAGUGGAGAUGGAGUACCAGGAGGCUGUGAGUAAAAUGACCCUGCAGCAAAUAAUCGGAGAUCUGGAGCCUUCCACCAGCUACAGCUUCUAUGUGAAGGCUUACACGUCCCGCGGAGCCAGCAAAGCCUCUGAGACGGCUGUGGAGAGCACACUGGGAGAAGUCCCUGCUCCACCAGCCUUGUUCACGAAGGUGAUUAAUUUGACGGUGGUUCAGGCCACAUGGGAACCCUCCACUAAGAUGGGCCAACAGGAAGGAUUCAGUCUCUACUACCGUAAAGUUCCUGUCCCCAUCUUCACUGGACCGCUUACCUUCCCACGUAAUGUGACCCAGUACAACAUCACUCAGCUGGAUCCCUCUUUUGUGUAUGAAAUUAAGAUUCUGGCUUUUAACCAGCAUGGAGAGGGCAAUGCCACCCUGCGCUUUGUGUCGCUCAAAGAGGCAGUGGAGAAAUCAGUGCUAAAUACCCCUUGCAACUGUGUAAAAGAUGAACAGAAUAAAAGCUCCACCACAGGCAUUAUCAUCGGCAUCCAUAUUGGAGUCACUUGCAUCAUUUUCUGUGUCCUUUUCCUCAUGUUUAGCUACAGGGGCAGGUUGAUGAUGUGUAAAACUGUGCAGGCCACCCGACAGGCGGGCCGUAACCCAGCAGCAGGAGUUGUGCUCGAAUCCUCCUCUUCCUCACAGGGGGCUCUGGCCCUCAACGGCCCCCACAGGUUCAGCUCAGACGGGAAUGGAGGAACCCACACUGCAAAGAGCUGCACCGACUCCAACGAGAUGGAGAGACUCUUCUCAGGACCAUCCCACUUCUCCCAUCCACCUGACCCCACCCACACAAUUGAGAGCUCUUUGGUCUCUUGUCCGUUGAACGAAACCCAGAUAUCCACACUUCCCCUUGAUGACUUCAGCCUGAUGGAGGAGUGCGAGGUGCAGUUCCGGCUACACCCAGCAGAGGGCCAACAGGAUGAAGACUGAUGAAGAAAUGAAGGCCAAGAAUAUCCUCUACUCAGACUCCUGUCCGACUCAGGUCAACUGAAGUGUUCGUCUUUUUAGUUCUGUUUUGAUCGUGCAAAGAAUAUAUUAUUCGCAAGUUAAGUUCCCUUUGUGGGAAUCACUGGACUGUAAUGCCACGGGGUCCCUGUGGCUUCAUGGUAGGUGAGGUUCUGUGAUGGAAAUCUAUUAUUUCUCAUUGGUAGGUGAACAAAUACACUCUUGCAGUUAGAGCUGGCAGUAUACAGCGGAAGUCUCCAGUCACUAGUAUCUAUAAUUGAUUUCACUUGGCUUCUUCUGCACAACAGAGAAGUAUUAUUCCUACUAAAACAUAUUCGACUUGCUGCCUUCUCUUAACCUACCAAUGAUUUCAGAAGCCCAUCCAUCAGAGACCAAGACCUUCUUCCAAGAAUUUCUAAUUAUUCUCAGGACUUUUUUUUUCCCCCACUGAUAUCAAUGUUUUGUUUUUUAAGUAGGUCUUAGCCUCCAUGAAGACUUUAGGCUCGGCUAUGUGAACCUUAGAUUUUGCAACAAAAAACCUACCUCAGCUGGAAUGAAUGUCUUGUAGGAAGUCUUUGAGAUCUGCAUAUUGCUGUCUGUUCUGUUUUUAUACACAUCAAGCAUUCAGUCAAAAGAGAUGAAGGUGCUUCUCUACCUCAGAUUUCAAGGACUGCCGCUCUCCUGCUCGUUGAAGCAAAACAAGAAAAAAAUCCAACAUAUAGCACUUCCAAAUGUUGAAGUCAAUGUUCUACCUCAAAAUAACAAUGUUGUUCUUGUCGUUGUGGUUAUUUUCACGUAUUGAAACAUAGCCUCUUGUUUGUGAGAUCCUGGCUUCACUAUGUUGAUGAAUUGCUGUGUUUUGAUAUGUCAGUACCUCAUGCCAGUUGACAGAUGACAUUGUUCUAUGAAUUCUACUUGUAAAGAUGUUUUGAUAGUUUCCUUGUAUUCACAUAGGAUUUUUUUGGGUUCUAUGUUUCCUGAUCAAGAGUAUUUUUUAUUUGAAUCGUAGUCAACGCAGUAAAAUGGAAAGACUUUUUAAGAUAAACUGCACUGUUACUAAUGUCUUCAGGAUACAACAAUACUGCUCUCAGAUGAACCGUUGGAAGAAGGGAGGCCAGCAUACGCAACACUGGAUGUAAGCAUUCAAAUGAUGUGUAGGUAUUUGACUAGUUGGAGUUCAUGUGUUUUGCAUGUCACAAAAGAACUGGGAAGAUCGACAAGUGUGUGAAGUGUUCUUUACAGAAGUAGGCACAUAUACUGUUUCUAUGGGUGCUGAUAGAAGUAAAUCGUGAUAUAGAUUAGUUAUCACGUGUUGUGAUAUUUCGUGAAGAGCUGAAAUGAGCUUUGCCUGGGUUGUAAUUACUAGACGUGAUCAUUUCCGAAGCUCAGGCACCCUUUGAUACUGUUGAGGCUGUUCAGAUACUCUGCUGCAUGUUAUGAUGUGAACGCCAAACUAUGGAAGAACUGGGCAUUCUAGAACUCUCCAGGAACAUUCCAUUAGAAGCCAAAGCCACUGGAGAUUCUCAUGGCUUCUAUGUGGAGUUCCAUCACUUUUAUUUUUUUUUUUAUAUCCCAUGCCCCUCGUCCAUGUUUUUAGUACCACAUUGAUCAGGGAGCACAAAGUGCAUCAGACAUACGCACACAUAACAUCUGUUGGCGUUAGACUGGAGGAUGAUGCCUGAGCUACUGCCGGUCAUCACUUCAUAUGUCUGGCCAGCUAUUGAAUCGCUUUUCAGUUGCUUUUCACUGUGUGCUCAGCCACCCAAUCCAAGACCAGCUGUUUCUUUUAAUGGGGAGGGAGAGUUGAAAGUACCAGCAAAAUGUUCUUUCUCCUCUGGUGUCCCAGUACUAUGGUACUUACAGUAUGUAUUUUUUUAUUAACCUACCUCGACACGGCAGUCAUACACUCAGGUCGCUCCUCCUACUCUAAUGGGGAGAUUGUAUUACUUGUAUAGUACACAUGCAUACACACAUCAGAGGAGAACAUCUCCUUUAGAUCCUUUAGCAGAUCAGUGCAGUGCAUUAGCUUUUCAUGUGCUUUCAUUUUAUUGAAUGUAUAGUGUUAUUUUUUUCAUGUUAUGUUUGUCUGUAUCAAAAAAUAGUCAUGUUUACUUUUUUCCGGCUGGUUCAGGUGACUGGUCUUUUCUUAAUUUAAAAGUGUAAACAUCAUCAUCAGUGUGUGUAAAUAAUGAGUCAGAUUUGCAUAUUUUCAUAACGCCCACAAAUAUUCUGAACUGUAAUUAAUCCUUUUUUUUAAAGAAAUGGACGAAGUAAGCCUAGAUAAUCAAAAAAAUCCUAUUCAUUUAAGGUAUAUUCCUUCAAAUACCGGUUCUGGAACAGAAUUGCACAGUAUAUUACAGUGUAGAAAAGACUCAGACAAUGUGCUGUAUAUUUAUUGUACCGAUUGCAUUGUAGUGUUGUCAAUGGAGACUGUAGAAGCUUUUGUGUUGUCUGUAUACAGAUAAGUGCACAGUUCUCUGACUGUGUUAAAUAGAGUUAAUGGAAAAGAGUCUGAACAACGAAAGGAAUGUGAUAUGCUGUGCUGUAAAACUUUGUCCCUAAUAAUGAAAGUCUCUAUGAAAUAAUAUCUGUUGUAAAGUCUUUGUGCUCUUGGCAUUCCUGUAAUAAGACGAAAUGGUUUCAUCUGUUGUGUAAUGCGAUACAAGCAAUUCUCAAUGCUGUUACAUUUCCAAAAGUUAUCUGCAGUUUUUUUUGUUUGUUUUUUUUGCGUGUUUUCUGAUAGAUUUGGUCUUGUGAGCUUUGUAAACUGCUAGUGUGCAGAUCAGAACUUUUACAACAGUAAUGAGCAUCAACGGGCUUCAGGAUUCCAGUGUGGUCUCUAGACACAGAUUUGGUUGAAUUAGGGUGGUUGUUUGACCACAAACAGACAGCUGUUUUCAGUUGAUCAGUUCAUGUCGUUCAUAUCUGUGCUAGCUCAGACUGAUGGCAUGAUCCCAUCUCUUUUUCAGAUCUAGAGAUUCAUCUUUGAACUUUUUACAGAGGUAUUUAGCCCUGUUUCAAAUCAAGGGCCAUUUUGCAUUCGUUGAACCUGUGCUGGUUAUCCUCAUGCUGAAAACUAUUACUGUGAUAAAGCAUUAGAUCCUCAGGCUUUCUGACGGCUCUGAGUGCUUUAUUUCCAUUCAAUAUUUAGUAUCGUUUCUGGCUCGAAUCCAUGAAAGAACAAAGAACAUGUUACCAAAAUGGCCCCUCGUCACGUAUAUACACACACACACAUGCAGUCACAUCCCUGUAUAGAAAGACAUGUUUGUGUCAGCAUUAGUCCCGUGUCCCAGAUUUCCCCGGGGAGUCUCAGGGAUGAGGCAUGAACAUGUAGCAGCCUCGGCUCCCGCCAGCACUAUGGCAACACCAACCUAUUCACAGCAGCAGAAAAACGUUCAAACUUUGAAAUCUGUAAAACCAACCGCUUUUUGUUGAGGAUAAUAUGUACCAGUUUCACUCUGUUAAGCCCCUUUCAGGACCUGGGAUUACAUGGGUGUGCACUUUUGGUGAGGGGACCAAUAGCAGCCCAACUGAAUUGAUAUCCUCGCUUUUACAGUUGCACUCACACAGAGACUUUAAACUUGUGUAUUUGAAGCAAUCACAGCAUGAGGUUUAUAGAAGCGCCUGGGGAUUCCUGAUGUUACCAUGUGAAAAUCUGAUCCUGUCAUGAUGUCUGUUACUGUUAGUAAAAUCUUAGUGCUGUAGUGUUCAUAAAAACAAAUGGGAAAUAUUUAUAGCGAUGCUCUUACAAUGGAAGCAGAAAAACAGCCUGUAGUGUGGGGUUUAAAAAUAGAAUGUUUUUCACAGCAUAAAAUUAUUGGUGAAAUACCGUAGCUCUUAAUAUUUCUACUUUUCUAGUAGAACCAAUGGAAUUAUUUUGGAUGGAUGUUGAAGAAUCAAUUGAAUGUGCUUUGCAGUUACUUCUAACUAAACACAUUGUGAUGGUCUCAAGCUAACAAGUUAUAGUUAUGCUUUUGAUACAGUGUGACACAUCUGUAUUUUAAAUAUUUAUUCCCACUUGACUUUUAGGCUUCCAUUGUAAGUUUAUUGCUGUGUUGGUGUUUCCUGGUUGUUUUUAUUUAUUGUGUGUGGUAAUCGACAGCAUGACAGACAAAAAAACUGGAAUAUUCAUCAUGGUCAUUGUGAAGUACAAAAGGAUUAAUCCUGUGCUGUUUCCACAGACUUGUUUGUACUGUUGAAAAAUUCAUAGUGAUAAAAAAUGAAUAUUUUACAGAUUAGAUUAAGGCUAGUUGGCAAGCACACAUUGGAUGGCACACCUGCAUUUCUGGUUUUUAACCUCAUCUCAGCUCAUUUAAAUAUAAAGCAGUUCUCAGUUUUGGUUCUAGUACAGUGAAUGUGAAGAUGACCGUCACAUCUGUAAAACUGUGUUCAUGACUGAAACACUGAAAAUCUCCUAAUAUGGUGCUAUUUCUGCAAAUCACAAGACGUUCUUGUCCAUUUUUAGCGUUUUCAUGUUCAGCUUGUUCUUCUGUUUGGACAUAUUCAUCUCCUCUAACACAAAAGAUUGAAUUUCACCUUGCAUUCACAACUGCACUGUAAAGUUCUGGGUUAAAGACCUGUGUAACACUUUGUGAAGACGUGACCGAUUGAUUUACUGUCAAAGUGUGUUUUGUUCAAUUAAUGGAAAUGAAGGAAAUUAUGCAUUAAUGUAUCUGUGUAUAGCUGUUUAAGCACCAUCAGAGCUGCAGGAAAACAGGAACGACAGCAAUGCCUGGGGACAAACUCCAGCAAACACAGGCGUUUGUUUUGCGUGUGACCCUUCCUUUUCUCUUCACAGAAAGACUGUCAUUUUAGAUGAAAUAAAGAGAGCACAAGAGAUGACGCUCAACUGAGCAGGUGUGAGAUGUUCCGUUUUCACCGUUCAGUUCUUCAUGUAACUCACUCUCUGUAAUUCAGGUCCGGGUGAAAUAACAUUGGAAAAUGUUUCUACUAGUGUGUCUUCUCCAAAUUUGAUGUCUGUAACCCCCUCUGACCACAAACGGUCAGUGCUGUGUAUGUACAUAUGCAUAUAUUUGUAUGUGUAUAUUUAUAUAAAGAAAGAAUACUAGACCGUUUUAGUGGUUUGUAUUGUUUUAGGCUUCAUUGUGAAACACUGUUUAAAGUCAAUAACAAUGAUGACAAUAAACUAGUUCUAGUUUUAAAAAA